Molecule: messenger RNA, 3292 nt
Organism: Naegleria gruberi
Lineage: Eukaryota; Heterolobosea; Eutetramitea; Acrasida; Naegleriidae
Exons: 1
Coding region: 1-1857 (618 amino acids)
Source: RefSeq, a predicted model, not a curated record
AUGUUGCAACAACAACUCAAUCAGACGAACCAUUGCACUGUAGUGUUGCAUCUAGAUUUGUACUUUUCAUCCAAUUUACUCUCCACUAAAAUACAAUCCAUUCCUCUCCGAUAUAAAUAUGACUUGAUCAUGAAACCAAUUUUGAAAUAUUACAAUUCCGAUAAUGAUGAUUAUGAUUAUGAUGAUGAUUUCGAUAUUAACGAUCCAAUUUGCCUCCUUCAAGGACUUUUAUUAAAAAUUGAUGUUAUUCGAGAUAAAAGGUAUAUUUACGAUCAAAUAAUAGAGUACAAAUGGGUUGCUUGUAGUUUUAGAGAGGAUUUUGGGUUAUUGAACGAUAGAGAUUUGGCCAUGAAACAUGCAAGUAUUGGCAUUAUUGUUGAGGAAUUUAACAAUGACAGAGAAAUUGUAAUGAAUGCUGUGAAAGAAACAGGAAAUGGACUUUCGUAUGCUUCAGAAGAAUUGAGGAAUGAUUUUGAAUUUGUGAGUGAAUUGUUGGAACAUGUUAAUGUUUUGAAUGAGGCAUCAGAGGAAUUGAGAGAUAAUAAGGAACUUGUAAUGUCACUUGUAAAACAUUGUGGAGAGGCUCUUGAAUAUGCUUCUGAUCGAUUGAGAAAUGAUUUUGAUGUUGUGUUGGCAGCUGUCAAACAAAAUGGACGAGCUCUCGCAUUCACAACAAUAGAACUACGGAGCAAUAAGGAAAUUAUAUUGGCAGCUUUGCAAUCAUUUUCGCAUGCAUGUAAAAUUGCAAUAUUGGACUCAUUUACAAAUGAUAGAGAUUUUAUGUUUAAAGUAUCUUUAGAGGAUGUGUAUAUACUAAGGAAAGCAUCUCAAGAAAUUAGAAACGAUAGAGAAAUAUUCCUCAAUGCAGUUAAAAUUUCUCCAUACAUAUUCAGGGAUACUUCAGAUGAAUUGAGGAAUGAUAGAGAACUAGCCAUCUUGGCAAUACAAUCGGAGCCAUCAAUGUUAGAAUAUGCAUCAGAUAAUUUGAAAGAUGAUGAGGAAAUUGUUGCAUUGGCACUUUCUUCUGAUGGACGUGCAAUUAGACAUGUAUCAGACAGAUUAAGAAAUGAUGUUGAAUUUCUUCAGAAAAUAUUCCAUAGUAGUAAGAGUGGGACAAUAUUGAAAUAUAUUCCAGAAAUACUCAAAAGUGAUAGAGAUAUCGUAUUGGAAUCUGUUAAACGUGAUGGAUACAAUUUGGAACAUGCCUCAAAUGAACUGAAACUUGAUAGAGAAAUAGUAUGGGAAGCAGUGAAAUCAGCAACCACAGCUAUACAAUUUGUACCUCAAGAAUUAUUAAGAGAAGCCUUUAUUCAUGCACUUCAAUUCCGUGGUGAACAUUGGGACUAUGAUUUUUUCGAAUUUGCACCUCCUGAAUUCAAGAACGACAGAGAAAUAGCAUUAACAUAUGUCAAAUAUCAUCAACGAGCACUAUCCCAUUUAAGCAAUCAGUUUAGAGCUGAUAGAGAAAUAGUGUUGGAAGCUGUAAAACAUUUUGGACCAAACGUACUUGAAUUGGUAGAUGCUCAAUUCAAAAACGAUAUUGAAAUAGUCAACUUGGCAAGAAGUAAAGGAGCUCUUACAAAAUUAUCAAUUGAAGACCAUUCAAACAGAGAAAAAGUUCUUCAAGCUUUCAAAGAUGAAAUAGACAUUGAAUAUCUUACAACCUCUUUGAAGAAUGACAGAGAGAUUGCCAUUGGAUGUGUAAAGCAAAAUGGAUUUUGGUUACAGUAUUUACCUUACAAAUUUAGAAGUGAUAGAGAAAUAGUAUUACUUUCAUUUAGAGAUACUAAAAGUUUAAAUCACAUGUCUUUGAAGUUGAGAAAUGAUAAGGAAAUUUUAGAAAAAUCGAAAAGGUGAACUAUCUGAUCUCAAUGGGCAUGAAAUGUCAACGAGAUUUAAAUCAUCGUUAAAAACGAGGAAGAAAUCUUGUCCGGUUUGUUGGAAAUUAUUGGUGUUGAUUAAAUGGUUUCAUUAGAUUGAAGUCAUUUAUUGAAAAGAGGUCUAUAAUAAUCCAUCUAGUUAUCUUUUGAUGGUAAAUUUGACAGAAUUCAUGCAGAUUUGGUUUCCACUUUUGUAAAUCCUUUCUUUGAAUGGUGCAAAAGUGAGGAAUAAAAGAUUGAAUGAUGAACACUCUCGUGAACGUAAAUCACCUCACGUACUGUGGUGAUGUGACACCGACAAGUUCCUUCUACAAUUUCAUUCUCAUCUGAAGAUUUGAAAUUGCAAAAUGUAUUAAACAGCUCAAGUAUAAGAGGAUAAUAGAGGCAAUCUAUAAACCUUUGAAACAGAGAUCAAAUAAAAUGGAUCCAUUCCUACCUUUGCCAAAAGUGGUUUGAGAGCAUUAAGCUUUACUCUAUCAAUAACUUCACCAACUUGUUUUCUUCCAAACAUGCUUGCCUUAUUAUCCAAAAAUACCACCAACUUGUUAUAUGAUGCCAGUAAUUCUCCUUUAACUGAGAGAUACUCAGGUGAGGCAAGAGCAGCUGCCCUGUUGCCUUUGUAAAUCUUCUUUUCAAUAGCUCUGAACUUGACCUUCUUGUAAUGGAAUCUACGAGUAACUGUAUCCAUGAGUAGAUCCACCAAUUGCUCAUCAAAGCCCUCUUCAUCAUUCUUUGAAGAACUUGAUUUAAUAACCGAAGCUCUGCUAGCAUAUCUGAGAGUGGAGAGGGUCUCACUUGCAUUCUUCUCAACUGGACUGCAAGUAGCUACCAUAAUAGUUUUGGCUCGACCACCAAGAGUUGAUUGAAGCAUAUUAGUCAGUACUGAAUCUCUGAAAGGAACGUGAGCUUUUUUGAUCCUUUCUUUAGCUUCAUUCUUGUCCUUAAGUUUGGAAACUUGUUCAGAGAGUUCGGCCAAUUUGUUAAUUACUCGUCCUAAAUGAAGUAAACUGGUAUUAAUUGCAGUUCCUUCAUCUCGUUCAUCUUUACAUUUGGCAAUUUGACCUGUCUUUUCACUACCAGCCAAGUCAACAAGAUUGAUUUGAGAUUUGAUAAUUGUAGCAUGAUUUUCAUCUGGUUGAAACUCUAAAGAAAUUGUAAAGACUGCAUGAGAUCUUGAAGAGACAUCAUUCAUGGCUGUUGCUCGAGUACUUCUAUUGGAAAAUCCACUGGUAAUCAGUUUUCUAGCAUCCUUCCAAUUUUUAACAUGUUUGUAACCAAUAUUAGAGUGAUAGUCGUAAUAUUGUCGAUUCUUGGAUCUGACCAACAAGUCACAAACCUUCUCAUUAUAAAUCUCUACAAAUCUACAAGAAACAUGAAAAUAGGAAUACCUCCUCACAGAUGUAAAUAUUUCC